CACCACCCUCACCCUCACCGCCACAUAUGGACUCGCCCAUAGUGACCCAGCUGUUCAGACAGCUCUUUCGUCACCGUCACCCUGCCUGCCACGCCCGUCGAAACCUCUCCAAUCUCGCAGCCGCCCUUCAUCACGGCCGCCAGCUCCAACAGUCGCGUGCCUUGUCUUCUGGGAGUGGCAGAGGUCCCCCCAUCUCGACGGCAGAGAAGGAGCGCGGGUGGCAGCAGAGGAACCAUGUGCUCCCCAAGGACAGGUCAGAGGAGGCGCAGCGGUAUCCCCUCGUCACCUCGAGGGAGCUGAGAAGGUCCACUGAAAGGCCGAGGAGGGUCAAGAUGUUGAUGCGAGAUUUCAUCGAAGACAGCCUCUACAACCCCCACUACGGCUACUUCUCCAAACAGGUCGUCAUCUUUACACCAGGCGAGCCUUUCGACUUCCCCCUCAUACGUGACGAGCUCGAGUUCCACUCCCUCCUCUCGCGGCGCUACACUGAGUUCGAGGACGCCCUUGACGUCGACAACCCCUCCGAAACCCGCCAGCUCUGGUACACGCCCACCGAGCUGUUCCGCCCUUACUAUGGCGAGGCCAUCGCCCGCUACCUCUGCGAGAACUAUAAGCACACCAGCUUCCCCUACCACGAUCUGAUCAUAUACGAGAUGGGCGCGGGCAGGGGCACGUUGAUGCUGAACAUCUUGGACUACAUCCGCGAUGUCGAGCCCGAGGUCUACGAGCGAACGCGGUACAGGAUUAUCGAGAUCUCGAGCAACCUCGCCGGCGUCCAGCAGGCCUCCCUGGCUGCUACCGCCGAGUCCAGAGGCCACAGGGGCAAGGUCGACAUCAUCAACAGGUCCAUCUUCGACUGGCGCGAUCGUGUGCCCGAGCCCUGCUUCUUCCUGGCCUUUGAGGUCUUCGACAACUUUGCUCACGACGUGCUUCGCUAUGACCUUGCUACCGAGGAGCCUCUGCAGGGCACAGUACUCAUCGACGAAGAGGGCGACUUUUACGAGUUCUUCUCGCCCGUGACCGACCCCACCAUCGCACGCUUCCUGCGCCUCCGUCACAUCGCCACAGAGGGCAUCUAUCCCCUCCCUUAUCACAGCCGCUCCGGCCGCGGCAUUCCCAAACAGGAGCCGUUUGGCGACGACCUGUCGGAACCCGAGUACAUUCCCACCCGUCUGAUGGCAUUCUUCGAGGUGCUGGACCAGUACUUCCCAAACCACCAGCUGGUCACCAGCGACUUUCACUCCCUGCCGGAUGCCAUCAAGGGGCUGAAUGCUCCCAUUGUGCAGACCAGGUACCAGCGGACCCCUGUGCCGGUCAGCACACCUCUGGUCCAUCAAGGCUACUUCGACAUCAUGUUUCCUACCGACUUCACCACCAUGGAAGCCGUGUACCGCUCCAUCACGGGCAAACUGAGUCGCGUCUGGUCGCACGAGGAUUUUAUGCGCAGCUGGGCCUUUGUCGAGGACUGCGAGACCCGGAACGGCGAGAACCCGCUGCUCAGCUGGUACAAGAAUGCCAGCGUCAUGAUGACGUGGAAUUAUAGGAAGAUGUAAAUAAAAACCACAAGACGUGUGGAUAGGAGGGAGACGUGUGCAACGCUGGUUUUCUUUCGGAACUCAUGGUAAAAGAGACAGGGAAAGAGAGGAACAUGAUACCCCUUAUGACGCUUUUUUUUCUUUGCCUCGCAUCGUAGACGCUGUUUGGAUAGACCAGGUGAUGCAUACCACGCAUGGCCUAGAAAAAUUUCACAAAAUUACACAUCC
Cryphonectria parasitica EP155 is the source of this 1763-nucleotide messenger RNA. Its product is annotated as DUF185-domain-containing protein. The transcript is spliced from 4 exons. Gene Ontology annotation, molecular function: protein-arginine omega-N symmetric methyltransferase activity. The coding region runs from base 27 to 1553 and encodes 508 amino acids. The record is from RefSeq and is a predicted model, not a curated record. Gene Ontology annotation, cellular component: mitochondrion. NCBI's taxonomy places the organism in Eukaryota, Fungi, Ascomycota, Sordariomycetes, Diaporthales, Cryphonectriaceae.